Rhodotorula graminis WP1 is the source of this 1090-nucleotide messenger RNA. RefSeq lists its product as uncharacterized. The coding region runs from base 1 to 1020 and encodes 339 amino acids. The record is from RefSeq and is a predicted model, not a curated record. The transcript has 7 exons. NCBI's taxonomy places the organism in Eukaryota, Fungi, Basidiomycota, Microbotryomycetes, Sporidiobolales, Sporidiobolaceae. Gene Ontology annotation, molecular function: oxidoreductase activity, acting on the CH-CH group of donors, NAD or NADP as acceptor.
AUGGUCGUCAACGCCUCUAUCAUCUUCAACGAGGUGCCGCACGGUGCCCCUGUCCCCGGCAAGACGCUCAAGCGCGUCGAGGAGGAGCUCGACGUCGCUACCGUCGACCUGGAGGGCGGUCUACUCGUCAAGAUGAAGGCCGUAUCCCUCGAUCCGUACCUCCGUGGCCGCAUGAGGGCGUCCAGUAAGGCCAGCUACAACCAGGCGUUCGCGCUCGGCAAGGUCAUCGACACUCUUGGAGUCGGCAUCGUCGAACGGUCCGACCACCCCGACUUUCCCAAGGGCGCCAUCCUCAAGGGCCUUCUCCCCUACAGCGAGUACGCCCUCCUUUCCAAGGCUCGACUCGACAUGAAGCUCGCCAAGGUGGUCGAGAAGCCCGACGGGAUCGCUUGGACGACGAUGGUCGGCGCGUGCGGGAUGCCCUCGGCCACCGCAUGGAUCGGCCUGUACGAGAUCGGCAGGAUCAAGAAGGGCGACACCAUCUUCAUCUCGGCGGCCUCGGGCGCUGUCGGCCAGAUCGCCGGUCAGCUCGCCAAGCGUGAGGGUCUCACGGUCAUCGGCUCGGCUGGGUCCGACGAGAAGGUCGCGUUCCUCAAGGAGAUCGGCUACGACCACGCCUUCAACUACAAGACGACGUCGACCCAGGACUUCCUCGAGCAGCACCCGCCGUCGGUCGUCUUCGAGAACGUCGGCGGCGAGACGCUCGACGCUGUCCUCGCGACGAUCCAGAACAACGGCCGCAUCAUCCACUGCGGCUCCGUCUCUCAGUACAACCUCCCGCCCGACCAGCAGUACGGCCUCAAGAACACGUCGAACGUCGUCACCAAGCGCCUCAGGUGGGAGGGCUUCAUCGUCUCGAACCACGACUGGACCGAGUUCGACAAGACGAUGCCCAAGCUCGUCGCCAACGGCGAGAUCAAGUUCAAGGAGCACGUCACCAAGGGCAUCGACAACGGCGAGGCCUUCCUCGACAUGCUCGAGGGCCGCAACUUUGGCAAGGCCGUCGUCUCGCUCGAGUAGAUCCUCCUCGCGCACGACCCUCUCUUCUUCUCGAUCCAGUGAAACCCGAAGCGCAGUGCAUUUCCUCCUC